Messenger RNA from Maniola jurtina (meadow brown), 455 nucleotides. Its product is annotated as serine protease inhibitor Kazal-type 1-like. Gene Ontology annotation, molecular function: protein binding. NCBI's taxonomy places the organism in Eukaryota, Metazoa, Arthropoda, Insecta, Lepidoptera, Nymphalidae. The transcript is spliced from 3 exons. The record is from RefSeq and is a predicted model, not a curated record. Bases 124 to 435 code for a protein of 103 amino acids.
AAAGUUAAUUGACUUUCCUUAUCUCGGUCUCUACAAAACGAUUAGAGAGAGCCUUUGUUUGAGAUACGCAAUUAUCAAGUUAACUCAGUUCCUGAGUACUGGUCGGACUGAAGAUCUUUGGAGAUGACACUUUGGUUAUCUGUUUUUAUCUAUGUCACACUCCAGUUCUACGACUCUACAAGUUAUCCAGCUCGAAAUCUGGGGGUAUCACCUUUUAUGGUCAACAAAAGUAAUGAAGAUGAAGAAGAAGAAGCAGAAACCACAACAAUUCCAGAAGAGCCUAAGAAGAACAAUUGCUACUGCUCGAAGAUAUACGAUCCAGUGUGCGGUACGAACAACAAGUCAUACUAUAAUCUGUGCCAGUUGCAGUGUGAGACCAAGCCUGGCACAGUGACUGUACAGCAUCAGGGGAAAUGCAUACCAUAUAGAUACUAAUAAAAAUUAAUAUUUAUUUA